Messenger RNA from Helobdella robusta, 2684 nucleotides. RefSeq lists its product as hypothetical. The transcript is spliced from 15 exons. The coding region runs from base 5 to 2350 and encodes 781 amino acids. Gene Ontology annotation, molecular function: integrin binding. Lineage: Eukaryota; Metazoa; Annelida; Clitellata; Rhynchobdellida; Glossiphoniidae. Gene Ontology annotation, biological process: cell-matrix adhesion; integrin-mediated signaling pathway; cell adhesion mediated by integrin. Gene Ontology annotation, cellular component: integrin complex; external side of plasma membrane. The record is from RefSeq and is a predicted model, not a curated record.
AGGAAUGGCAAUAACAACCGCACGCAUCAACAACAGCCUGCAUUACGUCAUAGGGCAGCCAGUGUAUCAUGAUAUUCUCGGCAAACUUUGGUUUACCACGAGGCAAAAUACUUCCGAGUGCCAAACAAAUUUUGAACUUGAAGAGGAGUUGAGGACAAAGCAUCCAAGGAGUAGGUACUCAUAUUACGGGUCGUCCCUGCUUGGGAUGGACGUCAACGGGGAUGGAAGGGACGAGUUGCUGGUCGGAGCUCCUCUUUUUAGCGAAAAAAACUACGAUGAAGGAAUCGUCUACGUCUAUUCAUUCCACGCAAAUGGUACAUUGAGCAGGGAGGUGGUUGAGUUGCAUGGAAGUCGUCGUGCCUGGUCCAGGUUUGGCUCUUCCAUGGUAGACAUUGGAGACCUCAACUGGGAUAAGUAUAGAGAUGUUGCCAUUAGCGCUCCUUACGAAGAGACAGGAGUUGUUUAUUUGUUCCUGGGAAGCCAGGAUUCCUUUGAAGUACAAUUCAGUCAACGAAUCGUGGCGUCUUCCAUCAAUGCCAACCUUAAUGGUUUCGGUUAUUCACUGGCACAGACUUUUGAUGACUUGGGCUAUUCAGGUUUGUUGGUGGGAGCUCACAAGUCCAACAUGGUGGUGCGUUUGAAAUCGAAGUUGGUGCAUCAGGUGAAUGUGAGUGUAACAUUUCAAGAAGAUAGAAUUAUGUGGAACCAUUUGCAGUGCACAAAAUCUUUCAACCAGGAAACCAUCCUCCCCAUCAAUCUCAACUUUGAAUAUUUCACUUACGGACAUGAACGACAAAUUGCAGCAUACACCUUGUUAAUUGACUCAAAAUUUCGGCGCGGUUACCACUCCAAUGAGAAGGUCCAGACGGUCGAAGGCCUCAUCAACUUUCGAGAAACGUGCGGGCAGGAGAAACGAGUCAGUCAUCAGUGGAACAUCACAUUUCCCAUCAACGCCCAGCCACAGAACAUCAAGAAGGGAGUAACGUUUGAUGUCACCUGGUUCCUCACGCAACUUUCAACUUCCAACUCCGUACUCAGUUCCAACAACACCAGCUAUUCUAAUGCGAUAAUGUUUGCACAAGAUUGCACGGAGAAGUGUCAGCCCAGAUUGAUACCUCGUUCCCUGAACGGCAUGGACGGCAAGUUGGAGUACGUGCACGGUAGCAAGGACGUCUUGCAGGCUGCAUUCCUCGUUGAGAACGUCGGAGAAGCAGCCUACAAUGCUCAGUUUGACUUCUCCUACCCAACGUUCCUUUUUCUCAAUAAGAUAAUCGUCGAAAGAAGUGACUGUAACGACGUGAUGUGCGAAAAAGUGAACUCUGACCCGAGCAACCAGCAACUGAAAUGUUACUUCAACAGACCCGUCUUGAGCAACUCAUCUGUCAGAUUUAAUUUCAGUUUCAACGUGCAAUCGCAUCCUAAUGCAGCUGACACGAACAACGCUCUUCAUCUAUUCAUCAAUGAUAAAAAGUCAUCUAUCUAUCUAGAACCUCUUUACAGUUCGGAAAUUAAAAUUUUCAAUGGAUCAAGAGCAAAUGCACUGCUGGCCGAUGUUGAGGAGGACAUGACAUUUGCUGUGACGAACGUUUUUGAUGUGCGCAACGUUGGACCCGGUGUGCAUCCUGGAUUCAAUCUCAACAUCAGAAUUCCAAUCUUUGAACAAUCCGCAGAAAAAAACCCGCAGUGUUGCUUCACCUCCAGUAUGAAGAUCUCCAUGAAGAAUGGAACCUCAGUGCAAAUAAGGGACGCGAUGGAAAAUGUUACAAUUGAAAAACCACCACCACCUUCCAACUCGGUCGAUGUUGACGACCCACAAAAAAACCCCAACAGCAUAUUUAACAUGAACUGCCGGACAUCAUCAUGUACAGUGCAUUCUGCGGAAGUUGCCAGCUUGCAAGCCAAUGAAAGUUUUUCAAUCAACAUCACUGUGUCCUUCAGUCACUCACUUCUGAAACAUCUUCAAUCGUACACAAUGUUUCAAUACACAAGUCAUUUGGACAUCAAUUGCAUCAAACUUCUCGUCGGCGUUCGAAAUCUCUCUCUCGAGGACACUGGCUGUUUGAAGGGAGGAAAGUAUCAGGCAAUUUAUAUCAGCAACCCAGUCGCUGCACGGCAAUCGAUUCCAAUCUGGUUGAUCGUCGUUUGCAUCAUUUUGGGACUUUUGCAUUGGGUCAUGUUUGUUUUCGUGCUCAAAAAGUGCGGAUUCUUCCGACGUGCCAGCCACGAAAGGUUGAUCCAGGAGAAGAGAGAUGCCGAAGAAAAUGUCAACGGCGAGGAAAAUCUUUCAUGUCCAAAGAAUAAAAAGAAAUUCGAUGCCAAUCUGCAAACAAAAUGUGAACCUGAACAGUAACACUGGCGUUUAAAUUUGUGGUAACAUUUAUAAAUUGUCUCAUCAUUAGUUGCCACUGAAGUGCCAAUUUGCAAACAACGCUAAAUGCCUCCGAAUUACUCGAGACUGUUAACUGAACACUAGUUUUCCAUUACAAAUCAAAUCUUUUCUAGACAUUUAUUUAUAAUUUUUAUGAAUUUUUUCAUUUUAUAAUUUAAAUGGUUUGCAUAUAACAUUCUAUGCUUUUGUAAAACUUUUCAUGACAGAUGCCCUUGUAAUAUUUCGUAACCUCUUGUGCCAUUUAACCUCUCAUAUGAUGUGAUCAAUUUUCAAUUAAUUCAAGUUCUAAAUCUAA